This is a messenger RNA of Biomphalaria glabrata, 1217 nucleotides long. RefSeq names its product antichymotrypsin-2-like. Bases 11 to 1198 code for a protein of 395 amino acids. Gene Ontology annotation, molecular function: serine-type endopeptidase inhibitor activity. The transcript is spliced from 7 exons. The record is from RefSeq and is a predicted model, not a curated record. NCBI's taxonomy places the organism in Eukaryota, Metazoa, Mollusca, Gastropoda, Planorbidae.
CAGUAGAAAAAUGAUCUUCUUAUUAAUAACCUUGGUUGUUCUUGGUCGACUGGUCAGUGCUGAUCAAAAACAACUAUUGGCAUUGUCUUCGGCCUUGUCAAAUUUCUCCCAAAGACUUUACCAGAAGGUAUCUGUGGACGUGCCCAAUGUCGUCUACUCACCUUAUAGCAUCCAUACAGCUUUAUAUAUGGUGUCUUUAGGAGCAAGGGAAGACACUCAAACAGAGAUAAGGAACACACUCGGUAUUGCUUCCCUUGGUGACUCGGUUUAUGAAACCUAUAAGGAGCUAAUAAAACAGAUGAGAUCAGUUACAGAUGUUGAACUGAACACCUUAAACGCCUACGUGAAGAAAACUUACCUAAUAACUACUCCAGGUUCAAAGUUUAUGCUAGACACCUACGGAUAUUAUUCUGGCCAACUCCCAAGCAUAGACUUAGUCGACCCUGAAGGUCCUGAGGAACUAAUCAACGACUAUUUCACAGCUCGGACUAAAAAUAAAAUCAAUGAUCUUAUUCGACCUGGAAGCAUCAAUGAGCAUACAUCUAUGCUGCUGAUCAAUACGAUCUUUUUGAGUGGAACCUGGGAAACAGUUUUCGAUAAACGGAGAACGACAAAUAAAAAGUUUUAUCAGCCUGGAGGCAAAGUAAUAGAAGUUGAGAUGAUGAUCGACUACAGAAAUGUCAACAUAAAAAAAGAUAAUGUCAGCAAGGUGGAUGUCGCUGAGCUCCCCUUUAAAGGAGGUAGAUUUAGCUUGUAUAUUGCUCUGCCGCGUACAGUAAAUGGUAUCACUGACCUAGAGCAACUUCUAGUCGAACCAGAUCAAGCGGACCAACUGUUCACCGGACUCACCUCUGUCGGAGCUCGAUUAGUUAUCCCUAAAUUCAAGACGGAGACUAUGCUCAAUCUGAACACUCCUCUAAAGGAAAUGGGCAUUACGCAAGCAUUUAAUCCAAGUUCAGCCAACUUUUCGGGAAUAUCACCAGUUCAAAUCUUCGUCAACGAGGUUCUGCAGAAGGCUCUCAUCGAAGUCCAAGAAAUAGGAACCGUAGCUGCUGCUGCGCGUGCCAUGAAUGUGAAGAGGUUAUCUUCAGGACCUCUCCAUCUUAAAGAAAAUUUCAUCGCUGACCACUCUUUUGUCUAUUUCCUAAGAGAUAAUCAAACUGGACAGAUUCUCUUGCAAGGGAAAUUCACAGGUUGAAACUUCACACCAAUGGGAG